AUGUCAGGACCAAAUCUAUCAAAUCCGUCAUCCCCACCUUUGCAAGGAAGUUCGUGCAGACGUCGCAAACAAACGAUCACCCUGGAAGACGAUGAAUUGCUCACCUGGGAGUCUCUGGCAAGUCGAGCGGGCUUCCUCUAUAAACAAGGAAAAUGGCAAGGACAACCUAAUGUCAAUGCUUGCCUGAAGGCCAUAGGUAGAUCUCCUGAGUUGUUGCUUCGAAUCUUACAAGAGUAUGAGGAGCAGAGAGGUUUUAGUCAUCAUGUGGAUGAAGCCAUACGCGAAGGGAUUAUUUCCGACUCUGAUGAACCAAUUCCGGCUUGUUACGAUUCUAUCAAAGAUCCAAAAGUGAAAACAGCGAUUCUGAAGAAGAUCCAGGGUGACACUGAUGAGGACCUUCUAGAUGUGGUCACGAAGAAGGUAGAUCGGCACUUUGCGUCACACAAGGCCAAUUGUCGAGUGAAAUGGGGACAUUUUGCUGAUCUAUUUCACCACCAGUGUGAGGAUGACUCUGGACAGGAAGCGGCCGAGGGGCCUCGAAAGCAGAAGAAGUGCAAAACUUCGAAAUACGAUAGCCUUACGUUCUUUGAAGGCAUUCUGAGCAGUCAAGCCUUCAAGACAGUCAUAAAAAAUGAACUUGCCACGAAUAAGGAGCUUCAAAACUGCCUGAAACCUGCGGUCAGGCAAAUGAUGCCGAGCGCGCGAGAGGCAGCAGUUGCCCUGACAGCAAACGGUAUAACGAAAUCGCAGUACCAAGGAUUCUGUCGUGCAAACGAUAGCAUGGCUGGCUGCUUUAUUCCAAUGCCAAAAAUAUCACGGGUUAGAGUACAAGAGAAGCAUGCGAUGUGCGAAAGAUUCAAACUGUUCUGUUUGCCAGAUGGGACACAUUGUCUCGGCCUCCUUCAACUUGUCGAAGAGUGGAUUGAUAUCUUCAAACUUCACGGGAAGCAUCGCCUUGUUAUCACGAUCAACUAUGACUGUGCAACAAUGACUUUCUCGGCUGGCAAUCCUCAGAAGGCAACUGAAGUCACCAUUUCCAUUUUCCCUUACGGCGUAGACUGUUCGAAGAAAGAAUGGAAAUUCUGGCAAAAGCUUGUCCGAAGUUCAUCAUGCCUUAUGACGAUGUCCUACAUUCCAUAUGGAGACAGUCCUGAGGUUUUUCAGAGGACUGUGAGAGCUGCAUAUGAUCAAGUUAUUGAUCUCUUGAAGGAGAAAGGUAUUCACGUCUACAACAAUCAAGCACCAGGCUACUUUUGCUAA
Messenger RNA from Guillardia theta CCMP2712, 1260 nucleotides. RefSeq lists its product as hypothetical. NCBI's taxonomy places the organism in Eukaryota, Cryptophyceae, Pyrenomonadales, Geminigeraceae. The coding region runs from base 1 to 1260 and encodes 419 amino acids. The transcript has 2 exons. The record is from RefSeq and is a predicted model, not a curated record.